Molecule: messenger RNA, 1683 nt
Organism: Suillus fuscotomentosus
Lineage: Eukaryota; Fungi; Basidiomycota; Agaricomycetes; Boletales; Suillaceae
Exons: 11
Coding region: 1-1683 (560 amino acids)
Source: RefSeq, a predicted model, not a curated record
AUGGAGAUGAUUGACAUUGAUUCAGACAUAGAGGAGGGAUACACUGUAUCCCUGGCACUGGCUAACAAUGUUAUCCCACACAUAAAUUUGGAUGUCAAUUCCACCAGAUGUGUGGAGAGAGUGAGGACUCCAAAGUCAUUUUACAUUGAUGCACUGCUUGAGUGUGUUGAAAUCUGCUGUCCUCCUGUGCUUCCUCAUCCAAUCACUGAUUUUUCUACUGCAUCAGCCAAGACAUCCAAUUCUGCCAUCCUCCACAAAGGAAUUUUGCAUGAGUCAAUAGACCAGUGGGCCAGCCAUGGAAGGACCGGAGAUAGGGCGGGCGGGCCAGCCAUGAAGGCAAUCCUCGUAGUGACGGACCAGUGGGCCAGCCAUGGAAGGACCGGGAGGGAUACAGAAGAAGCAUGCAUUAAUAUAUUGGGCCAGGACGUGUGCUGCUGGGGUACCGGCUGGGCCCAAAAGUAUUCUUGGACAGGGAAUGACGGCCCCUUAUACCCGGUACAGGUGGAUGGGCCCAGAUAUGGACCCAACCAUUCCAAGGUCCUCAUCAAUGAUGGUUGGGCCGACGUACCCGAGACCAGCAGAUGGGCAGGCAGUUGUACCCGGUAUUGGCAGAUGGGCCCAGAUGUGAACAUGACCAUACCCAAGGGUCCUCACCAACUUUGUAUCCGAGACUGGCUGACAGGCACAUCCUCAGUUAAUUAUGGCUACCGAAUUUAUACCACAACAGAGAUCCGGUAUCAUUUGGACACGACUCAGAUCAACUUAUCCGAUAUGGUAGAUAAGAUGCGAUCGAAUCGGUCCACUGAACGGGAGUGGCUGGAGCAUCUGCGCCCCGAGCAGCCGGUGCAGAUUACUGAUCCCAACUUCCAAACCGACGCUGGUGGUUGGGCUGAGGGUGAGAAUGGGCCAGGCAAAUUUGCGAAAAUUGUGACGGAUGGGCCCAGCCCGCAUGCAUGCUCGGGAAAAUGGGCAACGGAUGGGCCCAAAAUGUGCGAGGAUAGGCCCAGCGGAUUGCAUGUAAUCUUGAAAAUCAUGACGGAUGGGCCCACCAUGGAUUUGAUCUCAGAAAAGGCAAAUUGGCCCAGUGCAUAUGCAGAUGUGGUCUCGGAAACAGUGACGGAUGGGCCCAGUCCACUGUGUUUGGACUUGGAAAAGGCAACGGACGGGCCCAGUCCCCCAUGGUCUCGGAGAAGGCUAUGGAUGGGCCCAGAACAUGCUUAUUUGUUCGCGAAAAUGGUGGCAGAUGGGCUGAAUGUGCUUGGAAGGGACUCAGGAAUAGACCCUUCCACCCAUGAUUGUGGAAUCAGAAAGGGCGAUGGAUGGGCCCAGCACUCGUCUUAUAUUGCCGAGAAUGGUGGAGCCCGUAGAUUUGGUCUCGGCGAAGGCGACGGGUGGACUCAACUUGUGUGUAUUCCCGAGAAUGGUGAUGGAUGUGUGCAGCAUGGGCUACGGAUGGACCAUCCGACAUAUUCCAUGGGAGUGCUCGCUGGGGAAAUGUCUGACAGCGGCCGGGAUCUAUAUGAACCCGUCGGUUGUGGGCAUUCCGACAACUGUGGAGAGUUGACUAUUGUAGAGAACCACCACGGCUACCAUUGGCUAAACCCUUUGGAUCUACAUCGGCAAAGGCCCUAUCUACCGUUGCUUCCAGAAGAUCCUGUACGGCUGAGGUACUGUCCACUCUGA